UAAUAAAAAACGGAAGUAGUAGCUGUAAUUUGAAACCCGUAAAAAUGAUUAUUUUUAUUUUUUACCGAUUGUAAUUGACAAAUUUUCCUACGAGAUGAACUUGUUUUUACUGGUAAGUAUUUCACUUUUGACGACCAUCUUCAAAUUAAAGGUGGAAAAAUAGGAAGAGCACGUCAAUGCGGCAAUGCCCCAUUUUGUAGCCGCAGCACAAACUACUGAAUAGUUGAAUUGAUUUUUGAAGGCAAUUCAAUUGAUUGACAUCUACAUCUAACGGUUGCACGGAGACGGAUACGGAGACAGAUUGUAUUGAAGUGGGACUUUUGGGUUGUUUUUGUGUAAGUAUGGAUAAUCUCCCAGUUGAAGUUAUUGGUAACAUAUUGUCCCAACUUGGGGCUGCUAGAGAUGUGGUGAUUGCAUCUACUUCAUGCCGAAAAUGGCAUGAGGCUUGGAGGAAUCACCUUCAUUCUCUCUUGUUCGAUUCGAGUGAUUGGCCUUUGUACCAUGAUUUCCCACAAUAUAGAUUGGAAAUUUUGAUCACUCAAACUAUAUUCCAAACAAGAGGACUUCAACGCCUCUCGAUCCUUAUGGAUGAUAUCGACGAGUUCUCAGCUGCGCCUGUGGUUGCUUGGCUGUUGUAUACACGAGACUCUUUGCGCGAGCUAUACUAUAAUGUGAGGACAAUUCCUAGUGUGAACAUUUUAGAAAAAUGUGGACGGCAUAAGCUAGAGGUUUUGGCAUUAGCUCAUAACUCGAUCAUUGGUGUAGAGCCUAGUUAUCAGAGGUUUCCUCAAUUGAGGUCUUUGUUAUUGACUAGUGUUAGCAUCUCAGCACUGGACUUGAGUUUGCUGCUCAAUAUUUGUCCUAAGCUUGAGGUGUUAAAGCUUAUUAAUCCCGAUAUUGCCAUAUCUGAUAAUCAUACCACGUUGGAGCUCUGUAGUACUUCGUUGAAAGAUGUCUAUAUGGACGCAAUUAGCAUGGACAAGGUUAUAUUAGAGGGUGAUCAUAUUGAGAAACUGCAUUUGAAGGAUUGUACCCUUGAAAUGUUUUUGCUUGUUGGGAAAGGUGGGUUGAGGAUUCUUAGGAUUGACGAUGUUAGUGUUUUGCAUUUUGAUAUUGGUGAGAAUACUGAAAAUCUUGAAGUUGUUGAUGCAAGCAACUUCACAAUUAUGUGGCCAAAGUUUUAUCAUAUAAUCUCAAAGUCACCGAGAUUGAGGUAUCUUAGACUCUGGGGCGGAGUGUUUGAUGAUGAAGAUGAAGUUGUGGAUUUGGAGGCUGCUUCUGUUUGCUUUCCUCGACUGAAGCAUCUCUCUUUAAGCUAUGAAAGAGACUCUGUGCUUCAAUAUGGUUUGCCAGGAUCAUCUUGUUUGGAGAAUGUAGCUGUGUUGGAAUUGGGGUGGACGGUCAUCAAUGAUCUCUUCAUAGAAUGGUUGUCUGGACUUCUAGAAAGAUGCCCUAACCUCAAGAAGUUGAUUAUCUAUGGGGCUGUGUCAGGGGCCAAAACACAUGACGAGUGCAAUGCUCUCGCUCGCUUCACCUCAUCCAUUGUCCGGCUUAUGAGGAUUCAUUCACAAGUAGAGGUAUUAUUUGAAUUUGAAUGACAACUAUCCCUUUGUAAUUUUGGGUCAAGUUUAUUAGAAGUGUGGCUUGGUCAGGGACAUAUGCCACUCUCUUUCCGCCAAUCCUCUCAGGAUUAAGGCUUCCUAGAGAUAGAAAUUGCUGUAACCUUGCAUGUUCAUAAGCAAUAUUAGGAACCCAAAUGCUAUAAACAAAAUUAUGUUUUUAUGGAAAGAUUACACAUUUUCCAUUCACUGUUAAAUGUUGAUCAUUGUUUGUGGUUGGGUAUGAAGUCCUGGAAAUAUGGACCAAGAUGUGAUUUUUUUUUUUUUUUUUUUUUUUUUUUUUUUUUUUUUUUUUUGUUGUU
Chenopodium quinoa (quinoa) is the source of this 1921-nucleotide messenger RNA. RefSeq names its product F-box/LRR-repeat protein At1g67190-like. The record is from RefSeq and is a predicted model, not a curated record. Bases 342 to 1598 code for a protein of 418 amino acids. Gene Ontology annotation, molecular function: protein binding. NCBI's taxonomy places the organism in Eukaryota, Viridiplantae, Streptophyta, Magnoliopsida, Caryophyllales, Amaranthaceae. The transcript has 2 exons.